GUCACGUGACUAUUGCGGAAGUCACAACAUUUUUCUCCACUGCGGAAGGGACGCGCCUUCUUGACUUUUCUUGUUUUGAAAUGGACAUUAAAUAGUAAAAGAAAAACGAAGAGGUUGUAUGUUUACCAUUUUAUCUUAGACGAAUCUGUUUUCUUGAUUUAAUUGAUUCUUAAGGCAGCACAUAAUGGGAGGAGGCAAUUUACAGAAAGCUAUAGAUCUUGCCAACAAAGCAUCUGAAGAGGACAAGGCCAAAAACUAUGAAGAGGCCCUCCGCUGCUAUCAAGCUGCUAUACAGUACUUCCUACAUGUUAUAAAAUAUGAAGCGCAGGGAGACAGAGCCAAACAGAGUAUCCGGGAGAAAUGUGCAGAAUACCUGGACAGAGCAGAACAGCUGAAGCAGUACAUAAAGCAGAAGGAGUCCGCACCUCCCGCCAAACCAGUCAAAGAGUCGGACAAUAAGGGAAGUGAAAGUGAUGAUGAAGACUCUGAGAAAAAGAAGUUUAAAAAUCAACUCUCCGGUGCUAUUGUCAUGGAAAAGCCCAAUGUUAAAUGGAAUGAUGUGGCUGGACUAGAAGGAGCCAAAGAAGCUCUAAAGGAGGCUGUCAUUUUACCAAUCAAAUUCCCCCAUUUGUUCACAGGAAAGCGUACUCCGUGGAGGGGCAUCCUUUUGUUUGGCCCGCCAGGGACAGGGAAGUCAUAUCUGGCUAAAGCAGUGGCCACAGAAGCCAAUAACUCAACCUUCUUCUCCAUCUCCUCCUCCGACCUGGUCUCCAAGUGGCUGGGGGAGAGUGAGAAGCUAGUGAAGAACCUUUUCUCUUUGGCUCGAGAACACAAACCGUCUAUAAUCUUCAUCGAUGAGAUUGACUCUUUGUGUGGCUCCAGGAGUGAGAACGAGAGUGAAGCUGCUCGAAGGAUCAAGACAGAGUUUCUGGUCCAAAUGCAGGGUGUUGGAAAUAAUAAUGAGGGAAUCUUGGUUUUGGGAGCUACAAAUAUCCCUUGGACUCUGGACUCUGCCAUCAGAAGAAGGUUUGAAAAGCGUAUCUACAUCCCUUUACCGGAGGAACACGCUCGCUCGUUCAUGUUCAAGCUGCACCUGGGCUCCACGCCCAAUAAUUUAACCGAGGAGGACUUUAUGACUCUGGGCAAAAAGACAGAGGGAUAUUCAGGCGCAGACAUCAGCAUCAUUGUGAGAGAUGCUCUCAUGCAGCCAGUCAGGAAGGUCCAGAUGGCUACACACUUCAAAAAGGUACAGGGCUCGACCUGGAAUAACCCCGAUGUCGUGGUGGAUGAUCUCCUGACCCCCUGUUCACCUGGAGACCCCAACGCCAUCGCCUUGACGUGGGUUGAUGUGCCUGGAGACAAACUAUUGGAGCCUGUGGUCUCUAUGUCUGACAUGCUGCGCUCUUUGGCCAACACAAAACCAACUGUAAACGAACAGGACCUGGGGAAACUGCAGAAGUUCACUGAGGACUUUGGUCAAGAAGGAUGAACGGGUAUCACUGACACAACUGAUGGUUAAAGGAAUUCUGUAAAAGAAAAUUGUAUUAUUCUAAUAACUUACUAAAUAUAAUGUUUACAUAUGUUUCAUUUUUUAUGUUUUGGUUGAUUUUACCUUAAAUUAAUAAUUUGGGUGAAAGCACUUUUAGUAACACUUCACCAACACUCAUAAACUCUUUUUAAAUGAAGUCUUAUCUUUAUGCUGAAGCUGUCACAAAUGACUAUAUUUCGUUAUACAUUUUUCAGUGUUUGUAAUUGGGGGUAUCUGUUACUGCCAGUAUGAAUAUACAAAAUGCGAAAAUUUCAGUUAAUGUUUGCACUAUUGCAUUAUUAUGUUAUAAUAUUCUUCUUUGUCCAAAGUUAUUACUCAAUUGUGAACUCAAAUUCACUUUCCACUUGUCCAGAUGUGUGUGUUGUACUUGACAUGUUUGGUCUGGGGGUUCAAUAAACAAGCAUUGUUAAAUU
This is a messenger RNA of Periophthalmus magnuspinnatus, 1962 nucleotides long. Its product is annotated as vacuolar protein sorting-associated protein 4B-like. The transcript is spliced from 11 exons. NCBI's taxonomy places the organism in Eukaryota, Metazoa, Chordata, Actinopteri, Gobiiformes, Gobiidae. Bases 185 to 1489 code for a protein of 434 amino acids. The record is from RefSeq and is a predicted model, not a curated record. Gene Ontology annotation, biological process: vacuole organization; endosomal transport. Gene Ontology annotation, molecular function: ATP hydrolysis activity; ATP binding.